GCUGGAGCCAAUAUUGCCCUCAUGCUCGCGAUGCACCUUACACAGUCCCAAUUCCCUAGCUUGCCGCCGCCAGGACGGCUUCUGCUGCUUUCUCCCGCCGUCGAUCUUGGCGACACACACACCGAGCCUGGCUCUUCGAUGCACCGCAAUGCGUCAUCAGAUUACAUCACACUUUUUUUCAAGUCUAAGUACUGCGCCCGCGCUCUCGUGGGAAGGCACCCUCUCGAGAUGGCAAACACGAGCAUGUGGAUAUCUCCCGCAUCGCACAAGCUGGAUGUCACGCCAGGCAUGUUUGGUGGUCUCCCGCCGACGUGUAUCUUCAUAGGUGAUGCAGAGAUUUUCCUGGAUCAGGUGCGCACACUGCGCGACAGGCUGCGCGCUGCCAAUGGUGAAGAAAAGAUCAAAUACAUGGAGUGGGCCGAUGUCACCCAUGACCCUUUCAUGUGGCCGUGGCAUGAGCCAGAGAGAACGCUCGCACUCCGCGAAAUCGCCAAAUGGCUGGAGGAGAUAUAAAAUCUGACAGAAAAAUGUGUUGCGAGCAGUACAUGGCUAAGGUCUAUACCAAGUUGGAGUAUCCUCGAUGUAUAUAACCUUCCAUUGGCACUGGACCGCUGUGAGAGGAAUGGAAACAACAGAUGAGCCGGGGCUACUUAUGGAGCAUGUUUCAUCCCGAAAGCAAAUAGUAAGUAAGAUGGAGCCCUUGGACAGGUAUUCGUGGGCCACAAUGCAUUGUCUUCCAAUUUCAA
Molecule: messenger RNA, 746 nt
Organism: Postia placenta MAD-698-R-SB12
Lineage: Eukaryota; Fungi; Basidiomycota; Agaricomycetes; Polyporales; Adustoporiaceae
Exons: 2
Coding region: 31-513 (160 amino acids)
Molecular function (GO): hydrolase activity
Source: RefSeq, a predicted model, not a curated record